Dermacentor andersoni is the source of this 873-nucleotide messenger RNA. RefSeq lists its product as uncharacterized. Lineage: Eukaryota; Metazoa; Arthropoda; Arachnida; Ixodida; Ixodidae. The record is from RefSeq and is a predicted model, not a curated record.
AUGUAUGCAAUAAACGCAGGUCCCUCUAUCUUCCUGCCCAACCUGCCACCUUUCCUACCUUUGGGUUCGAGGCCAUUCCCCACGGGCGCCAUCAUUCGCGUUCCUGGUAUGCCGCCCAUGGUAGCUGGGGAACCUAUUCCGCUGGCACCAGGCGAACCCCUGCCUCCCUAUAUGCCACCGCCGAUGAACCUGGCCACCGCGACUCAACAAGCGCUAGCUGAGCAACAGCAAUCUCCGGCGCCUCUCAUCAUACUGCCCACUUCGGGUGGCUCCGGUGGCUCUUCAGCGCCCACAAUUGUACCCAUACCGAUACCGAUGCCCAUGCCGAUGCCGAUACCGUCGCCGGCAUCCGCUGGCAGUUCAUCUCAGGGUCCGAUCGUCAUCGCUCCCCAGGGACCCUCGUACCCACCGCCUCCUCCUCCACUUCCCCCUCCGCCUCCGCCUCCCCCACAACAGCAGCAGACGGCGAGCAUCCCGGAAGUUAUGGCAAUCAUGGCGAUGAUGCGCCAGUUCAGCACUAUGGACGGCGCGUACGACGAUGACGACGACUCGAGUGAAGAGGACAGGGAGUCGGCCAAGGGGCGGAAGAAGGACAAGAAAAAGGAGAAGAAGGAAAAGCAGAAGAGGAAGAAAGAACGCGCCAAGGAGCGGGCUCGACGCGAGAAAGCUCGCAACCAGGCCGAGAUGCAGAGGCAGGAGCUGCUGAAGAAACAGGAAGAGACGGCUAAGCAGAAGCGUCCGCAGCAGCAAAGCUCCCGGCGCAAGACUAUAGCGGAAGCCGGCUUCAACCAAGAUUUCUCUUAGACCGAGACACUUGGAAGGACAAACAUCCGGCGCUCCUUUGAACUGUGGCUUGGCUAAUCUACCGUGCUA